UCAAACACAGAAACACUUCGCUCUUCCAUUCCUCUACCGGAAACAUCUCUGUCAGGGGGCACUGACACAAUGCGGAAGUGAAGCUUUGUCAUUCAUGGAGAAUCGAGAAAGCUGUAUCUGAUACUGACCACGAAUUGUUAGAGAGAUUAAAGGAGAAAGUAUCUCAAAACGAUGCGUCGAGUGAUCUCGAUUUUGGUUCAGCCACGGUGCCUGCUCCUCUUGAUAGUCCUCUCGAUUUUCCUCGUUUUCGCUUUCACCGGUCACAAAAAGUACGCGCCGGAGGAAGAGAAAGCAGAAGAGGUGUAUGAAAUUACUCACAGAGUGUACUUGGAUAUUGAUAUUGAUAAGCAACAUAUAGGUAGAAUUGUCAUUGGACUAUAUGGCCAAGUUGUUCCAAAAACUGCUGAGAACUUUAGGGCUUUGUGCACAGGAGAAAAGGGGACUGGCAAGAAUGGAAAACCUCUCCACUAUAAGGGAAAACCAUUUCAUCGUAUAAUAUCUGGAUUCGUUAUUCAAGGUGGAGAUAUAAUCUAUGGGGAUGGCAGGGGUAGCGAAUCUAUUUACGGCGGGUCUCUUCCCGACGAGAAUUUUAAGAUAAAACAUGCACAUGCAGGUGUUUUAUCAAUGGUGAACUCGGGGCCUGAUUCCAAUGGCUCACAAUUUUUUAUUACAACUGUCAAGGCUAGCUGGUUGGAUGGAGAGCAUGUUGCGUUUGGCAAGGUUAUUCAAGGAAUGGAUACUGUGUAUGCAAUCGAAGGAGGAGCAGGAACCUACAGUGGGAAACCUAGAAAGAAAGUAAUCAUUGCCGACUCUGGAGAGAUACCCAAGAGCAAGUGGGAUGAGGAAAGAUGAAGCUCAUCAUUCAGAGACAGUUUCUUUAUGGAGUUCUCCAACCUCUUUUCUUGUUUUAAAAUAUAGCUAGUCAAUCACUAUUUUAUCCGUUGUAUCAUGUCGUGGACUUUAUACUGUUCAUGAUUUAGAUCCAGUAGUUCUAGUUGUGGAAAUACUGUUGUGUGCUCCACUGCUCUGGAUCUGUUUGUCUGUUAAUAUAAAAAUUGUUCUGUAGUUUAGCAAUCAGAGGAAAAUUUGUGCAAGGAUCUACAUGUUA
Molecule: messenger RNA, 1108 nt
Organism: Tripterygium wilfordii
Lineage: Eukaryota; Viridiplantae; Streptophyta; Magnoliopsida; Celastrales; Celastraceae
Product: peptidyl-prolyl cis-trans isomerase CYP21-1-like
Exons: 7
Coding region: 172-852 (226 amino acids)
Biological process (GO): protein peptidyl-prolyl isomerization
Cellular component (GO): intracellular membrane-bounded organelle
Molecular function (GO): peptidyl-prolyl cis-trans isomerase activity
Source: RefSeq, a predicted model, not a curated record